AUGGAGAACGGAGAGCGCGGGAAGACGCUCCUCCGGGAGUUCAGGGACCCGGAGAAGCUGCCGACGGAGCUGACGUUUAGGACGAACUACAGGGCGAAGUGGAAGUGUUUGAAGUGCAAGCAGGCGUGGAGGGCGAGGAUGGACAACCGCACGAGGAGCGUCAGACCCAGCGGGUGUCCGAAGUGCGCGAAUAAAACGCCGCGAAAGCCGAUGAGUAAUUCCAACAAUUUCCUCACGUGGUGUAACGCCAACGGCGACCGAGGCAAGAAGCUCCUGAGAGAGUACGUGGACCCCGACAGGGAGCCGACGCAAGUUACGAAGGCGUCGAGAUACAAGGCGCUGUGGAAGUGUGAGACCUGCGAGCACGAAUGGAGAGCAUGGAUGUACAGUCGCACGACGACGAGUGUCAGACCCAGCGAUUGCCCGCAGUGCAACCUUCGAGGUCGAAAGAAGAAGCGCCAGCGCGACGACUGA
Molecule: messenger RNA, 474 nt
Organism: Micromonas pusilla CCMP1545
Lineage: Eukaryota; Viridiplantae; Chlorophyta; Mamiellophyceae; Mamiellales; Mamiellaceae
Exons: 1
Coding region: 1-474 (157 amino acids)
Source: RefSeq, a predicted model, not a curated record